CAAAAGUGAGCAAACUUGCACAGAGAAACAGAAAGGACAGCAAACCUCAGCUGUGAGGCAUUUCAGCACAUCCAGCGAUGGCCUGGGUCAGUAAUUUCUCCUGGUUAAACCACCUUGUUCUACAUGAAGAACGCCUCAGGGGGUACUUAAACAGCACUGAGGAUUAUUUAACCUUCCUGUGCGGGCCCAGACGGAGCCACCUGUUCCUGCCCAUGGCUUUGGUGUACUCGGUGAUCUUCAUCGUGGGGGUGGUGGGCAACUUCUUGGUUUGCCUCGUCAUCCUCAAGCACCGCAACAUGAAGACGCCGACCAACUACUACCUGUUCAGCCUGGCGGUCUCGGACCUGCUGGUGCUGCUUUUCGGGAUGCCCUUGGAAGUGUACGAGAUGUGGAGCAACUACCCCUUCCUGCUGGGGCCCGUGGGCUGCUACCUGAAGACGGCCCUGCUGGAGACCGUGUGCCUGGCCUCCAUCCUGAGCGUGACGGCGCUGAGCGUGGAGCGCUACGUGGCCGUGCUGCACCCGCUGCGCGCCAAGCUGGCCGCCACGCGCCGCCGCGCCCGCGCCACCAUCCUGGGCCUGUGGCUGCUCUCGGUGCUCUGCGCCCUGCCCAACACGGGCACCCACGGCAUCGCCCUGCAGCGCUUCCCCAACGGCACCCUGGUGCCCGGCUCCGCCACCUGCACCGUGGUGGUGCCCCUGUGGAUCUACAACUGCAUCGUGCAGGUCACCUCUCUGCUCUUCUACGUGCUGCCCAUGGGGGUGAUAAGUGUGCUGUACUAUCUGAUGGGGCUAAGAUUGAGAGGAGAUGAAUCUUUGGAAGUGGAGGAAAUGGCUGUGAAUGUUCAGAGGCCAUCCAGGAGAUCAGUCACCAAGAUGCUGUUUGUCCUUGUGAUAGUUUUUGCCAUCUGCUGGGCUCCAUUCCACAUAGACAGACUUUUCUUCAGCUUUGUGGUGGAAUGGACUGAGCCCUUGGCCAAUACCUUCAACUUAAUCCACGUGGUGUCAGGUGUUUUCUUCUACCUGAGCUCUGCCACCAACCCCAUCAUUUACAACCUGCUGUCCCAGCGCUUCAGGAUGGCUUUCCUCAGUGUGAUUGCUCCUUGCUGCAAGCACUGUGCCCCCAAACAUCCACCCUGCAAGAUUUCAUCCCAGAAGAGCACGUUUGUGGUUGAGGAUCACAAUCUCAUGGACUCUGCAGAAAACUCAAGCCUCCCUGGCACUCACAGGACAUCUGUCAGCAGCUCUCAGCUCUCCACUGGCCUGUGACUUCCUGUGCUGUGAUCCAGGGAAAUGCCUCCCGUGUGCCUCCUGACACAGGGCUGGGUUUGUCCCCAGGCUGGGCUCAGGCUGGCACUGCCACAGGGAAUCAUCCCAGGAGUGUCACCAGGGACUGGCAGUCACUUCCACAGCCAGGGAACACAGAGUUAUCACAGCAAAUAACAGCAUCAGCUCCUGAAGGAUGAUACACUGCAUGCAUAAAGACGUUUUCCAGUCUGGUCACAGGGGAUCCAGAUGACAUUUCCUACCAAGGAGGAAGGGAUUGUGCUCCUGAUUACCACUUUGUCUCUUUCCUUGUUUGCCCCAAAGUUUCCUGUUUGAUUCUCACUGUGGGACUCCAAGGUGGGAGACUCAUGGCAGCUGAAGAAGAAUCCCCUUUUCCUCAAGCAUAAGGGGAAUAUUUUCAGACUCUUUAUACAACCUGCAGUUUUGAGAAACAAGCCUUGGAGAGGGGAAGAGCCACACACAAGCCCUGCAGAGAAAAGGCCAUUCCUGCUCCCUCAAGACACAGCUGAAAUGCUUUGCCACCCCCAAGUGGACACUUGCAUUUUACCAGUGACAUUUCUAAGCAGACAUUUUGCUUUAUUUUUCCCUCUGCCAGAGAUUACAGCGUGUUUUCCCUCUGGACACCCCAUGGCAGUGGUGCCUGGCUGCCCAGGUCCCUGUUCUCCUGCCUGUGCAUUGCUCCAAGCUCUGUGAUCCCACCUGGGCAGUGCCUGUGCUGGAUUUCCUCCCUCACCUGUGCCUCCCUUGUGCAGAUCCCUCACAGAGUCUUGGGGAUUUUCUUCCCUGUCCCAGCUGUGUGAAAUCUGCCCUAGACACCAGCCAAAGGGGUGAGGAGUCAGUCACACACCCAGCCAUUCCUCUGCCAGCUUUUGUGGCCCCUUCAAUGCCUUUUAUGCACUUAGGGUGAGACAGCACCUUGUGCUGGUGCAGAGAGAGCCAUCCAUGAGUGAGAGAUCCUCGAGGGAUGCCCUCUCUCCUGUCCUCAUGGGACAAUCCCAACCUUCAGCUGCAGAGCCCAGCGUUGGGAAAUGCAUCCCUUGACUUGCAGAUGAGCACAGAAACCUGCAGAGAAAUACUGUGGGGUGAAGAUUUCCUGUGAUCUUAAGCAAAGUGGCCAUGGUUUUGUCCCAAGGGAAUUCAAAAGGGUCUUGUGAGGAAGGGCAAGCAGAGGUGGGAGGAAAGUGCAUGGAUGGAAUAAUUUUCAAAGAGAAGUAGUGAGAAGCAAAUCAUCAUGAAAUCACCUGAAUUAACUUAUUUUCUUGUCCUAAAAUCAGCUUUUAUCACAUUUGAUUUAUCACAUUUAAUUUGUUGUCAGCCAAAAGCGGUGAUAUGCAAAAGCAAAAACAACUAAGCUUUUUUGGCCAGAUAUCAAAAUCAAAGCUGAAAACAUUUAGUCUUGCACGAAACCAAACCUUCUGUGAAAGUCUUAUUGGGAGGGACAUGUCAAAACUCCUCUGAAUUCUGCUGAAAAAUAAAAUAAAUGCAGUGAAAAAAUGCAGACUAACUGCAGAUUUCAAGUUAAGUUCCCUGUGACUGCACAGCUUGGUACCCCUCACUCCUGAGGGAGGAUCUCUAGAAAAUAUUUAAUUCACUUUUUCCCUCAAUGUAGUCAAUGCCCACUGGAGGCUUUUCUCCCCAAAAGGUCAGUGCUGGAGUUAUUUAUCACUCUGCUCUGAUAUUUACCUCCUGCAUUUUGAAAGCUGGAUCCAAAGAUGAAAAAAACAGGAAGAUGGAUAGAGAUGUC
Messenger RNA from Zonotrichia leucophrys gambelii, 3030 nucleotides. RefSeq names its product neuromedin U receptor 2 (gene NMUR2). Gene Ontology annotation, molecular function: neuromedin U receptor activity. Gene Ontology annotation, cellular component: plasma membrane. NCBI's taxonomy places the organism in Eukaryota, Metazoa, Chordata, Aves, Passeriformes, Passerellidae. Gene Ontology annotation, biological process: neuropeptide signaling pathway. The transcript has 5 exons. The record is from RefSeq and is a predicted model, not a curated record. Bases 78 to 1268 code for a protein of 396 amino acids.